AUGACUAAGGAUCCAGAAACCAAUGAUUUUAUGAUGAUUUUACAGUUUGCAAAUAAGGGAGCUUUGGGAAAUGUUCUUUCAAAAAAUUUUAAAAAUAUUUUAUGGAAAGACAAAAUUAAAUGUUUAUAUGAUUUAAUAUAUAAUCUCCAAAAUGCACAUAAGCUAGGCUAUUUUCAUAAAGACUUUCAUAGUGGAAAUUUAUUACAAAAUACAAAAUUUGGAAUAACAGAUUCUUAUAUCACAGAUUUUGGAUUAUCCGGACCAGCGAGUGAACAAAAAUCAAAUUAUAAAAUAUAUGGAGUAUUGCCAUAUAUUGCUCCAGAAGUCUUGGAUGAAAAGCCAUAUACUUCAUCAUCUGAUAUUUAUAGUUUUGGUGUAAUUAUGGCUGAGUUGUCGUCUGGGAAACCACCUUUUCAUAAUAGAAAACAUGAUUUUAAUUUGGCAUUAGAAAUAUGUAAUGGUCAUAGACCUGAAUUUGGAAAGGGAACCCCUGAUAUUUACAAGAAAUUAUCUUAUAAAUGCAUGAAUGCUAACCCAGGUGAAAGACCAACAUCUAAUGAACUACAUGAUACAUUAAAGCUUUGGUAUGGUGCAAUUAGAGGGUAUAAAGUAGAAAAAAGGGAAUAUGGAGGAAAAGAUAUAAAAGCUAUAUUUGAAGAAGCUGAUAAAGAAAUAGCAAAUAUUGUAACUUCAUAUAAAGCUAAUCCUGAUGCUAUAUAUGCCAGUAGAGCGUUUUCAUUUAGUAACUUACCAAAACCUGUCAAUUCAUCUGUAAUUACUUCAUAUCUUGAUGAAGAAGAAAAUGGAGGUUAG
This is a messenger RNA of Rhizophagus irregularis DAOM 181602=DAOM 197198, 813 nucleotides long. RefSeq lists its product as uncharacterized. Gene Ontology annotation, cellular component: cytoplasm. Gene Ontology annotation, biological process: signal transduction; protein phosphorylation. Lineage: Eukaryota; Fungi; Glomeromycota; Glomeromycetes; Glomerales; Glomeraceae. The record is from RefSeq and is a predicted model, not a curated record. Gene Ontology annotation, molecular function: protein kinase activity; ATP binding.